Messenger RNA from Triplophysa rosa, 7621 nucleotides. RefSeq names its product forkhead box O4 (gene foxo4). Gene Ontology annotation, biological process: regulation of transcription by RNA polymerase II. NCBI's taxonomy places the organism in Eukaryota, Metazoa, Chordata, Actinopteri, Cypriniformes, Nemacheilidae. The coding region runs from base 2307 to 4166 and encodes 619 amino acids. Gene Ontology annotation, cellular component: nucleus. The transcript is spliced from 3 exons. The record is from RefSeq and is a predicted model, not a curated record. Gene Ontology annotation, molecular function: RNA polymerase II cis-regulatory region sequence-specific DNA binding; DNA-binding transcription factor activity, RNA polymerase II-specific.
CUCUAGACCGAAAGGGGUUAAUGCCUUAUGAAAGGUCCUGUGGGAAUUGUAGUCCUUAUCGCAGGCCCGCUCCCUAAUGUAGCGACACUGAUGGUUUUCAAAUGACGAGCAACAGCUGACCUAGAAGGAACGACACACUAGCAGAUGGUAUAUCUAUUUUAAAUUCAUAGGCGGUUGCAUAACAUCGUUCAGGAGCCUCUUCAAAAAGUAUGUAAAUUUCCUUCAACUUAAUUUGAAAACCAAACCAGUUCAUCCGUAAAAGUAACCCAAACGUGCUGGAAUUUCAGAUUUUCCUUUCUUACAAUGACAUUCUGAAGUAAACAUCUAACAUAAAAAUAGCUUUCAUCCACUUGAUCUUCAUUAAGAAAUGAGAUUGUAAUUUUCUACAGUAACCGGGUCACAAGGGCUCAGAGAUUCUCGAGCACAGCCACUCCACUCUAGUAGCCUACUUGCAAGGAUUCACUUGCUUACCCUAUGCCUUAAAAUGACAAAACCAUUUACUCCCAGAACCCCUCUAUCUCUCUCACGCACAUACAACUUUAGAAACCAUUACAUAACGACUAUUUCGUGUGCUCAGUCUUUUUCGAGAUCCCGGUUCGCUCCGGUCGUAUUUACGGCGCACCAGGAUAACCCGUCACAUGACCAACUGCAAUUCCCGUCAAUCCCUUUGACGCAUGCGCAGAACGCGUUGUCUGGCGGUGGUAAACAGACGUCAGAAGGGAGUCUUCGCCUCGAGUCAAAACAAACCAAGAAAGCUCUACAAUAGACGUUUGCCUAUCUCUGUCAACAGCCCAAGGGAAACGAUUUAGUAUUAAAUCUAUCAGACGAACUGGUUAUUAAAGAAAGGCUGGUUUCUUCGACUUUCACCGGAGGCAUUUUAACUCGUAAAAACUGAGUUGGCUAACGUUAACUAGGUGGCCAUCUAGUUACUCUCCGUAGUAAAACUACGCUUUGAAUUUUGUCCCAGAGGCCGACGAGCUGGCGGCUAAAUUCAGGAAGUAGACAAGGGACAACUUUUUGCCUGUUCGAGGAAUAAGGUGGACAUCGACUGUAUUUGGAUUUUGGAUUACUUCUACCGGGCGGACACAUUCGGCUUAGCUGUGCCCGCGUGAGCAUCGUGUGUAGCUGCGUCUCGAGAAACAUGGCAGAUGGUGACGCGCCAGCACACAGCGUGGAGGACCUUGCAAACUUGAACGACAAUAACACAUUGUUUUUUUUCGUAUGGUAAAGCCUUAAAACAACCGAUUACGAACGAGCACUCUUGUAAGACAUUGAUUUGGUAUUUUUUCAUGUAAAAUUUUAAGUUAAAGCGCGCUUUUUCGCCGGCUUUUCAAAUCAUUUAUUUUUUGCUCAUCAAACUCAAAGGAUUUGUGUUGGGGACACUUGAGAUGCACUUAGUCCGUUUUACUCCUUACAUUUUUUAUGUUUGUAACUCGAUGAAUCCUGAUUAACUCAAUAAUAUUUUGACAGGAGGUCAGUUGACUUUGACAGGCAGCUUUCCCAUUCACUUGAAUAAGUUACGUUUAAAAGGGCAGUAUUAUUACAUUGUGUGGUAAUUACGCUAGAAACACACUUAGUUUACACGUUUGAUUAGUGGACGACGUGAAGCUCUCAUAUUAAAGUGGUUCAUCGCUAUUUGUGGAAAUAAGCACGUUUGUGUAAUCUAAUUUUUGUACGUCUAAUUGCGAAAUCCAAUCAAGCAUCGCUGCUAGAAUAGGCAACGGUGGGGAUGUGGUUAUUUUGAACAAUUACGCGGUAUGCUCCUAUUGGUUUUGCAAUUCUACUUAUUUAACCGCAUCUGAGAAUUGUUGGAUUUAGCGAGUUUUUGUCUCUUUAAACGUGUUUAUCUAAAGCAAAGCUUGUCAAACGUUUUAUUUAUCACACCGUCACUCCAUAGUCUCCUGUUUUUAUUUUUAUUUCAGUACGAACUGCUACCAAUCCAGCUGUUUUGAUGUAGUGAUAAUGAUGUGAAUUUCCUUUGUUCUUUCUACAUAAACAAAGAAACCCCCCCAUCUUUGUUUGGCCUAUGUCCAUCAGAAGCUUUGUUAGUUACUAUUAAGGAGAUUAUUUGGCCCCUUUAAUCUCUCAUCUGCGGAUUAACUGACGCUAUAUUGGUGUGUUUAUAUUAUUGUGAAUUCGCUCCAUUACCCUUUGACUAAUGCGGUUAAAUUUGGUAACUAUAAUAAACUUGUAGUUGGAUAUAAUACCUCAAUCGUCCGUGAAAAAAACAAGUUACUCCACUGAUCCACAGAACACGUUAGUUUAUAUCAAGUCUUCUUCAGAAAUUGUCUGGAUUACAUCACAUAAUGGAGGAAGAAAACGUACUCCCGAUUGACCCAGAUUUUGAGCCGCAGAGCCGACCGAGGUCAUGUACAUGGCCGUUGCCUAGACCCGACAUCUCAGCUGUCAAAACGGGCGGGACGGACGGCUCAGAAUCUGCCGCUGGGACUCCGCCCACAGAGGAAGAUAAACACGACCCUCAGCCAUCCACACCUGAGCCUGAUAAAGUUGCGGUGUCGGAGGGAGGAGUCCUCACGGGAGUGGGCGGGGCUACGCCUCGAAAAGGCACUUCCAGACGUAAUGCCUGGGGCAACCAGUCGUACGCAGAGCUGAUCAGCCAGGCCAUCGAAAACUCGCCAGAGAAACGACUUACUCUUGCUCAGAUUUACGACUGGAUGGUGAAAACGGUGCCGUAUUUUAAGGAUAAGGGAGACAGUAACAGUUCUGCUGGAUGGAAGAACUCCAUUCGCCACAACUUGUCGCUCCACAACAAAUUCCUUCGAGUGCACAACGAGUCGACAGGGAAAAGUUCCUGGUGGAUGCUUAACCCAGAGGGGGGUAAGACCGGCAAGGCCCCUCGCCGCCGUGCCGCCUCGAUGGACAACAGCAGUAAACUGCUUAAAAGUCGCAUGCGGGCUAAACAAACUAAAAAGCAGGCUGGAGCAUCUGGGAUCGGAGGCUCCGCUGGUGCGAUGCAGGGUGAGGGCGUUUCUGGCACCAAUGGUGCAGACAGUCCUGGACCUCAGAGCCAGUUUGGAAAGUGGGGGGUGAACAGCAGCAGCCCCUCCUCUCGCGGCAGCCUGGAUGACCCUGACAUGUGGACGAGUUUCAGGCCACGCACAAGCUCUAAUGCCAGCACUCUUAGUGGCAGGCUUUCUCCUAUCGCCACAGGGCAGGAGGACGAAGAGGAAUUACCUGAGGACGGUCUCCUGGGGGGUUAUUCUACAGGUAAUCAUCCUCCGAUACUAACUGAGACCCUCAUGGAAGAACUGGACUUGAUCGACGGGCUUACUUUGAUGACGGGUCCGCAAGGGGGUGCGAGCCCAAGCACAGCCCCUCCUGCUCCUCCUCAGCCGCUGCCUUCUGCAUCCACUCUGCUGCCUCGAGGGUCCAGCUUUCCUUCAUUUAGACAGCUGGCAUCAACAAAGGCAUCGCAAGGAUCUACUCCGCCAGGGCCGCAAAACACAAGCGGCGGAUCCAGCACGAGCCCUUCGAAUUUUGGAAACUCGCUCUUCAGCCCUCUGUCAGGUCCUGGAUCCCACGGUGGUUUCAGUCCUCAUGUGCCCUCCAGCCUCGAGGCUCUUCUUACCUCUGAUUCACCCCCACCCAGCGAAGUCAUGAUGACCCAAAUGGAUCCUCUCAUGCCGAGUCAAGGAGGCCUUUUAGGCCUCGGGGGAUCUCUUUCAAGCAACCAGACCAAGCAAAGUCAAAUGAUGUUGAGUAAGAGCAUUGACACGAGCGCUGUGGGGCAAAUGUCCCUCCAGCCUCAACCCCAACUUCAGCACUCGCAGAUGAGCUUCUCAAUGAUGCAUUCAGGCAUGAACCAGGAGCCGCCUCAGCUCGCAACCGUAAAGACCCAGCAUCACGUGCCAGGGCUUCUGCAGCACGGAGCUGUCCCGUCACCUGGCGGGAAUGGAGGUCUGCAAGGUUUGGGCCAAUUUUCGACACCGCCCUGUUUUAUGCCUCCCCAGGAUCGACUGCCUACAGACUUGGAUAUUGAGAUGUUCACUGAAAACCUGGACUGUGACGUGGAAUACAUUAUCAACAGUGAUCUGAUGGAUGGAGAUUUGGUCGACUUUAACUUUGACCCCAUCAUACAGGGUGGACAGGGUUAUACCGGGCCAGCGACCACACAAAGUUCCUCCCACAACUGGGUACCCAGCUAAUUCUGAUAUGAAACAUAAAAACAGUCACAGGACAUUCCCCCAUUCAGGAAUACAAAAUGGACAGUCUCAUUUUUUUGCCUCUGCAUAUGCCACUGUACCUCAAACACACACACUGCUUUGGCUAACUUGGCUGGUUUUUCAAACCAGUUGACGAAAGAACCUACAUUUUAAGUGCCAACGUCAACUUGAAGAAUGUGCUGUUGGACAGACCAAACAUGGUCUUGAAACAUAUUUUCUUCUUUUGUGUUUAUGUGCAACACCUUUUUUGAAAGUUGCAGUUUUUUGGAGUUGUCUAGGCCAAUUGUGAGACAACCAAGACUAAACAAGCACAACUAAUAAACAACUAAUUGUGUUCAUUACAGUAAUGCAAAUGAUGAGUGACACCAGAGUAGUGUGAGACAGAGAUGGUACUCAUGUUCUUUGUUCUGAAAUACGGAACUCAUUCAGCCAGGAGGAUCAAACUCUGCAGCUUUUUUGGCGUCAAGUCUCGUUUGUUGAUCGGCAGCUGAGAGGUCGAGCAGUCUUACUGUUCUGGUAUAACUUGACAGUGACACAGCUGACAUGCUGUGGCUGUUGAUCUCAGACCCACUCCGAGGAACUCAACAUGGCACCACCGGAUUGUUGAGAACAAUAUGAAUCCUCUUCAUAUAUCAGAUCCUCUUGCGUGGCAAAGGUCUCACAGAGCACGGUGGAUCAGCCCGUGUGCUCUGAAAGCACUCUCUCAGCGGUACGACACUCGCACACCUUUUACGUGAAGGGGGCUGAAAGAUUUCAAGGUGGUUUGGGCGAUGCUGGUGUUCCAUUUAAAAUGGUUUGGCUUUUAUGACCUCUGCUCUCAAGAAGGUGUUUUUUUCUCUGUUGAACUAAAGAGUAGAGGCUGAUCAUUGAAUGAUUUGUCUGCUCUUAAGUGUUUUGUUUGUAACGACAACAGUAUGAAGAAAUGGUAUUUUACAUAGGACAUUUUGAUGCAUUUAAAUCCUGCCAACAGGUGAAAUAGCAUAGUGUUAUCGUUGGAAAUCGAGUGCCCUUUUGCAGAAAGCAAUAGCUUAGGAAAUAGUGUGUGUUCCCAAGGGGGUCUAUGUACGUGUGUUUGUGUGCAAACAUGUUUAAUGCUCCCAAAACUUGAUUCCAACACACUUGACACAGAAUUUAAGGUUAAGCUGAAUCAUUUCAUUUAUGGGGAGGAGCGUGUUAUUUUUUGGUAUUGGUGAGGUGAAAAAUCUUGAAGAGUAAGGCUUUAAUACUGUGUAUGUUAUGGUAUAUUGACUGUGUACUAAAGGCAAGGGGCAAAAGUUAUUUUAUCAAAAAGUUUUUCAUAAACAGCACUACUCACCUUUUGUUAUUAGAGAGCAAUAUAUAUAUAUAUAUAUAUAUAUAUGGACGUAUAUAUAUAUAUAUAUGGACGUAUAUAUAUAUAUAUAUAUAUAUAUAUAUAUAUCAAUUAAAAUUGUAAUGUUAUUGGGGAAAGAUACUUAUAAGAAAACAUGCUGUUAAUGUGCUUUUUUUACGAUUCUGAGCAAAAGAUAUUACAGAUCAUUUUUAACGGUCAUUUUCUAUGUAAUCUUUUAUUUUUGUAAAAGGUGAGAUGCAUGUAGAUUUUAUACAUAACCAAAGGAACACUAAGAACUGCAUGUCAGAGAGCGAGAGAGCGCAGCAGUACAGAUAAGCUUUACAAAAAACUCAAAUUAAUUAUAAAUUGAUUGAUUGCAUGAGUGUAUAAUACCAUGCUCUAAAAACAGAUUUGCAAUCACAGAUUGUGCUAAAAGAAGGAAAAACAAAGUUUUGCUUGCAUUACAAGUUCUUAAUUUCAAAGCAAUGUAGCUGAUUUCAUCUCAGAAAGCAAGACUGAUCCAACUGAAAAUGAUUAAUGCAAUGUUUCACGCUCAGGGUUACGAAUAAUAAUUAAAGCAACUUCUGUAGAGAAGUAGUGAGAUAAUCAUGUUAUAACAUCAUUGCUCAUGGCCUUUUCUAAAUUAUGAGUCAUUUAUGCAAGCCAACAUCACCAUAGAUUUUUUUAACAUUGCUAAAAUAUAUCUAAUGUUGCAGUUUAUUAUGAGAUUUAUCCAAUGUAUGCAUUUGUAAUUCCUACACACUUGUAAACUGCCAAUGAACACUAUAGCAUGUUGCUGCAAAGCAGAUACAGUUUUAAUGCCCUUUUUGUUUAAACAUACUUUUUCUGUAGUACAAGGGUUGACGUUGUGUUUUUAAUUUUUUUAGAUAAAUACACUGUUUUAAACCAGGAUUCUAAAGAUUUUCUUUUUUGUAUAUUGAGUUUUUGUUUGAGAGCUGGAUGUAAUGGUGUGAGUAUAUUAGAUGCUAAAGCACUCUCUCCUUACAAGAGGAAUAAUUUUUCUCCUAUUCAUUGGUGCUAGAUAUUAAAUAACAACUAAAGAGGGCCAUAUUGGAUUGGUGCAUAUUGACAUCAGGGCCUUUAAUAAUUUUAUGCAACACGUCUUGAUUUCUUAAUGUAGAAUAGUAUGAGAAAUUUACCUAUAUUUUAAUUCCCAAACUCUGUUUUAUAUAUAUUAUAAAGCUGUGAAUGGGGAGGGAGGGGCUUUGCCAUCUUGCCACAAAUGAUGUAACAAUGCACCUCAUGAAUGAUAUCAGCAUGAUUUGUUAUAACAAUUGAUGAUUCAGGCUAAAUUCAAUCAACCGUUUACAUUAAUGUGCUCAUACCUUUUCUCAUGUUUGUGUUUGUGUAAUGCAGCUUCUUUAAAGUGAUAGUUGAAAACACAUGGUACAGCUUUCAGAAAACCCAAGCGUUGACGGUCAGCUUUGACGUUUUCUUAAUGUACUUGAUUGGAUACAAAGUUUUCAGUCAGAAGUGGAUUUCUAGGGUUGACAGCUUGGCUCAGUUUUGUUUAAAGAGUUGGCUGUAAUGUUAAAUAAUGUAUUGGCUCCAUCAGGACACCUUAAAGGGAUAGUUAACCCAGAAAUGAAAAUUCUGUCAUCAUUUACACACUCACUUGUCAUUUCAAACAUGUAUGACUUUAUUCUUGAAGAAUGUUGAUAACCGAACAACUUGCAUUGGUUUUUGUGUCCUUACAAAAGAAGUGAAUAGGUACCGCCACACGUUCUUCAAAAUAUCUUCUUUUGUGUUCUGCAGAAGAAAGUCAUAUAGGACUAAAAUGAUGAGAGGCGAGUAAAUAAUGAAAAAAUUCUCAUUUUGGGCUUAAAGAUUCCUUUUAAAGGGCCACAGCAUGAAAUGCAGGAAAAUCCACACCUUCCCUCUUUUCAAAUCACUCUAUUACUUUCCUUGUUUGAUAUUAGCCUUCCUUUUUCAUUUAUCUUCUUUAGUAUUGUUUUUAGUUCCUUUAAGUUUUCAUUUAGCUAAAUAUCCCAAUUGAUAACACAAAACUGUAGUUAUUGGUCUUGGUUGUUUUUAUCUUUGUUUUGGGUUAUGGCAGUAUGUAAGACUGAUGCGUUGUGCAUAACCAAUAAAAUGUAUAUGUUGA